AUGAGACGAUCAUACCAGUUAGCGGGAGAUGAAAGUUAUACCGGAGUGACCUUCACGGAAACAAUACGAUGGGAUAUUCAUAGAAGUUUUAUAUCAAAAAGAUUGUCAAAAACUGUGUCACAAUUAAAACAAGUUAUCGAAAACACACGCUGGGGCAAUGUGUUUGAUAUGUGUGAACAGAUCGUUGUAAUAUAUGAACUGGCUAUACGAUCGAUCGAUGAGAGGAGGGUGGGUCUAACUGAUUUGCGUACGUUACAAGGGACCUCAGGUCCGGGUGCACCUGCGCGUUUCACUCCAAAAUUAUUGCACUUCCCUUCAUACCUCCCCCCCGUAACCCGCCACCCCGCUACCCUUCCCCCGCUCCCCGCGCCCACUGACGACCUUCGGAGCUGCAUCCCUGGCCAAACGCCAAAUGCAUACCUCUUUACAUUUCAUAACAUCUUAAAUUAUACCAACAAAUUAUUGCACCGAUAUUGUCUAACCUUACUGACCAUACGCUAA
Messenger RNA from Danaus chrysippus (African queen), 501 nucleotides. Lineage: Eukaryota; Metazoa; Arthropoda; Insecta; Lepidoptera; Nymphalidae. The record is from the annotation of a GenBank genome assembly.